UUGUUAUGAGGGUAUCCGAGGAGUAGGAGAUCAGAGUUCACUAAUAAACCUUGGCAAAGUUCAGAUAAACACGCCCAUCCCGGUUCUCCUAUAACUCCAUAAAAACUCAAACCUACUCAUUAGUUUGGGUCAGUCGAAGGGGAUAACAGCAAGCUUCUCUUUGAUCAGUCAGUCACACAAAGACGAAUCCACUUAGAUCAAGAAUUCAACAUCGACUGGGUGACAAUCACCCGUCAUGGCGGUUCAUCAACUGCAUUAUAUUGCUGUGGUCGUCGUCCUCAUCGUUUCGUCGUCACACGCUUUCGACAUCAGUUACAACGCAACUCAUUUCUAUGUUUCUCUGAACGGAGUUGAGCUCAUCCGCCAUUCUCCCGAAGAACCGUUUCUUUAUGUCGGGUCUGGCAUACCAACCUUCGAAGGCCAGUUUGGCAACUACGAUGUCGAGGACUUUGUCGAGGAGCGCAUUGCCCUUAUCGACUUUCUUGUUGACGACCAGGAUCCAAUUAGUGUCCAUUUUACUUUAAGUCGACUAGAUAUGCUGCAGGUUGAAAUCCGCUUCGUAACAGACGUUGAUGGUUCGUUAUACUACGGUGAGUUCGUGAGUCUCUCUGAUGGUAUCAAUCGAGUGUGGAUGCGCCUCGUCGCAGAGGAGGAUGAACACGUGUUCGGUGGAGGAUCACAGUUCUCUCAUUUGAACAUGCGAGGGAAAAAGUUCCCAAUCUGGAUCCAAGAACAAGGAGUUGGGCGAGACAAGAAUUACGAGAUCACGUUCAAGGCUGACCAACGGGACGGCGGGGGUGGCGACUAUUAUACAACCUACUGGGCUCAACCAACGUUCGUCUCGUCUCGCUUGUACUAUGCCCACUUCGACACCACCACCUACUCUGAGCUGGACUUCCGAGCUGAUGACUUCCACGAGAUCCAAAUCUGGGGGAACUCCCCCAGCCAGUUCCACUUCUUCACCGGAAGCAGUUACAUUGAGCUUUUGCAGGGGCUAACGGGAUACCUAGGAAGGCAGCCAAUGCCUCCUGAAUGGAUUUACAAUGGCACUAUCCUAGGGGUACAAGGGGGCACCGAAGCCAUGCUCAACUACAUUCAGAUGGCCGAGGACCAUGGAAUCAAAGUGAGCGGCGUUUGGAUCCAGGAUUGGGCUGGACGCAUCACUACGUCUUUUGGAAGACGUCUGUUCUGGAACUGGGAAUGGAGUCCCGAGCAGUACCCCAACCUCGAUACGGUCAUACCAGAGCUCAAACAGCGAGGUAUCAGGGUUCUCGUCUACGCAAAUCCAAAUCUCAAUAGAUUAGGAGGUCUGUACCAGGAAGCUGUCAACGCAGACUUCCUUAUCAAGAACAGCUCUGGUGAUCCUUAUAUAGUUGAUUAUGGUGAAUUCUUCUGCGGGAUUGUCGACUUCACAAAUCCAAAUGCGAGCCAGUGGUACAAGGACCGCAUCAUCAAACAGAAUAUGCUGGAUUUGGGUAUCAGUGGUUGGAUGGCGGAUUUUGGAGAGUACCUUCCGAUUGAUGCGGUGUUUUAUAGUGGAGCUAAGGGCACAGAUAUUCAUAACGAAUGGCCCGCCAUCUGGGCUCAAGUGAACAGAGAAGGGGUCGAGGAGGGUGGAAAAAUGGGAGAUAUCCUAUUCUGGAUGCGUGCUGGGUAUACAGGAUCGCAGAGGUAUAGUGUCAUGACAUGGGCUGGUGAUCAGUUUGUCGACUAUGGUCUAGCUGAUGGCAUCGCGUCCGUAAUCCCUGGUACAUUAUCCUUGGGUAUGUCCGGCUACGGGAUGAACCAUUUCGACAUCGGAGGCUACACAUCUCUCUUCGAUGUCACCAGGACCGAGGAACUCUUCCUUCGCUAUGCCGAGAUGGCAGCCUUCACCACCAUGAUGCGCACACACGAGGGUAACCGUCCCGACGAGAACUGGCAAUUCUACUCCAGCUCACACACCAUGUACGAGUUCGCCCGUCACACGAAGAUAUACGUGGCCCUGAACGACUACGUCAACAGCACUAUACGCGAGAACCACGAACUCGGCAUCCCCGUCCAGCGUCCACUCUUCCUCCAUUACGAGGACGACGAGCGUGUGUACAACAUCCAGUAUCAGUACAUGUUUGGUCGUGAUCUCCUGGUCGCUCCCGUGAUUGAGCAGGGUCGAGAAACCUGGGAUGUGUACCUCCCUACAGAUGACUGGAUAUUCCUUUGGGAUGAAGACAUCACUUCGGCUGGAGGCGAGACCCUCACAGUCCCUUCUCCGAUGGGUCACAUACCAGUCUUCUUUAGGUCACAAUCUCAGUGGGCUGACACUUUCAGACAGCUAAGAGAUAUCGAGGCGGUAACUGUCACCCCGGGACCGCCCGAAAGCAUGACAACUUCUCGAAGUUCCACAGCAAUGGCAUCACAUUUUCUUCUCGCCAUCUGCCUGACUAUUAUGGCGUCAUUUUGGUAGUUACUUUGUGUUGAUUCGUGUUGUGCAAGAUGUAUUUCAAGCACUAAUCUCUAAAAGUAUAGGAUUAGAAAUCCACUUUUGAGAGAGUCAUAAUUAUGAGGGAUCAAUUCGUUUAGAGUGGAAAUCCACUCGAAAAGGAGUAAUUCAAUCACUACUUUGAGAGUAUUCUAAUAUAUUUGAGUAGAUUCAACUCGAAGUGAUCCCCAAAAGUGAUCCUCCUAAAAAGUGGAUUUUCCUCUUAUAUGAAUUAAGAAAGUAAGUAUUAUCCCGGCUUUAGCUUGGGCCAACCGUAGCGAUUAGUGCAUUCAAGGAAUUAUGCAAGUUACUACACCUGGGUGGAGUGUGGUAAAUGUAUAUUGAUAUCUUUCCAAUGGACGUUAUUGCUUCGGCAGGAAUUCGAACCCCGUACCUUGUGGUUCAUAAUCCGGACACUUAUUCACUACAUUACCACAUCUCUCCAUAUACCACAACACUUCUAGGCCUGCAGUAUUGUUAUGUUAAGAUAUCAUUCAUUUUAAAUAGCUCGUGUUUGUGUAGUAAUCAUUAUAUUCAAGAGCCUUGAUAGGCGGGAUAGCUGUGUGUUGUAUGGACACCACUGGCAUCAAAUGUCGGUGUGAUAAUAAUCAAAACUUCAUGAUCGUUGUUCUCUAAUUGGAUUCAUGUUUGGAAGGAAAAAAAAGUGCAAAGGACACAAAGAUAUAAUUAUUGGUAAAGAAGUGAACGCCCGAGCGCCUAAUCGCUGCAUCUCGGUUAAAGUAAUGGUAGUAAAUUAUUGUAUUCCCGUGAAAAUUUUGCUUCAUCAUGGAGCCAAUUAUUAAAAUUGUUAAAAUCAAGCCAUAAUAUACUGUAUAUAAAAACAAUGAUCACUACCGUAGAUACAAGGCUUCCUUUAUUAUACUUUUAUAAAUGUUACCAAUUGAAGAACAAUUUUUGUUGGAGGCCAAGGUUUUGUCUUGAUUAGAAUGAACAAGUUUCAAGUGUGUAUAGAUGAAGGACAUUUUAUAGUCUGCAUUUUUAAAUAUAAAGAUAUUCAUAUUAUUAAAUGUGUUUCACGUGCAUACAUGAACACGUACAUGAAACAACUCUUUGUAAUGCAACACAAAAUAAAGGAUGUGGACAAAAUCAAGAAGUAGCAUCGAAAGCUAGUUUUGUUGAUUCCACGCUGGUGUAAGCGAGAAACAAAUUAAAAUUCGUAAAAUGUCUUUUUCGUAAGGUAUUCCAUUAUAAUAGAGUUAGAAAUCACUUUGCACUGUAUCCAUUGUUUCUUGUUAUCAUUCAUAUUGCAGUUUGAAGCGCACUUUGAUACUGUCAGGGUGCACGGAGUUACUAUAUGCAUAAUCAGAAUUCUGUCAUAAAACAUAUAUUUAUUACUUUUUUAUAACCACUUUGCUUUGUCUAUAUCAUAAAUACCAUUGAUGACAAACUA
Strongylocentrotus purpuratus (purple sea urchin) is the source of this 3869-nucleotide messenger RNA. Its product is annotated as sulfoquinovosidase. Gene Ontology annotation, molecular function: carbohydrate binding; hydrolase activity, hydrolyzing O-glycosyl compounds. NCBI's taxonomy places the organism in Eukaryota, Metazoa, Echinodermata, Echinoidea, Camarodonta, Strongylocentrotidae. The coding region runs from base 236 to 2443 and encodes 735 amino acids. The transcript has 5 exons. Gene Ontology annotation, biological process: carbohydrate metabolic process. The record is from RefSeq and is a predicted model, not a curated record.